UGCACACGUACCUAUCCCUCUCUCUUUUUUUUUUUUUUAACCCUCCUUCCACUGGCAAAAUCCCACCCGCACCCACUGUCGCUUGACUCACUCGACAAAAUACUGACCUAGGUAAUCCAAGCAUGAUAUCGUUGCCCCGAACAAAUCCGCGGUUGUAGAUACCGAUACUCUCACCACUCCCCCCCCCCCUCCUCCUCUCUCUUCAACAUCUCCGGCCUCUCUUGAAUGACCAUCCUCCUCCCUCGCAUCCUGAUCUCGGUUGGGAGCCUGCGCCAAACAUCGAGAAUCCAGAUUCAGAGAUACGCUCUUGGCCACUUCUCAUCGCGAACCGCGAGGUUCCGCUCGACGCACCAUACCCCCGGGUCGCUGCCCGACCAACCCAACAUGGCUCCCAAAUUCGAGCUCAAGACUCCGAAAGGAACCAAGGACUGGGAGGGCAAGGACAUGGUCAUUCGUGACAAGAUCUUCUCUACCAUCACCGAGGUCUUCAAGCGCCACGGCGCCGUCACCAUUGACACUCCCGUUUUCGAGCUCAAGGAGAUCCUGGCAGGGAAAUACGGCGAGGAUAGCAAGCUCAUCUACGACCUGGCCGACCAGGGCGGUGAGAUCUGCUCGCUGCGCUAUGACUUGACCGUCCCGUUCGCGAGGUGGCUCGCCAUGAACCGCGACGUCCAGACCAUCAAGCGCUACCAUAUCGCCAAGGUCUACCGGAGAGAUCAGCCGGCCAUGACCAAGGGCCGCAUGCGCGAAUUCUACCAGUGCGAUUUCGACAUAGCGGGAGUCUACGACGCCAUGCUCCCCGACGCCGAGGUCAUCCGCAUCGUGAACGAGGUGUUCGAUGCGCUAGGCUGGAAGGGUACCUACACGGUCAAGCUCAACCACCGAAAGAUACUCGACGGCAUUUUUCAAGCCUGCGGCGUUCCGGAGGACAAGAUCCGAACCAUCUCGUCCGCGGUGGAUAAGCUGGACAAGCUACCGUGGGCCGAGGUGCGAAAAGAGAUGACGGAGGAGAAGGGGCUCGAUCCAGAGAUUGCGGAUCGAAUCGGAGAGUGGGUAGUCUUGAAGGGCCAGAGGGAUCUCCUGGAGAAGCUCUGGGGUGACGAGAAGCUGUCGGCGAACGAGUCCAUGAAGCAAGGAAUCGCCGAUCUCGAUUUACUGUUCUCGUACCUCGACUUCUUCAACGCCCUAGACAUCGUUUCGUUUGACCUGAGCUUGGCGCGGGGCUUGGACUACUACACCGGCGUGAUCUACGAGGUCGUUACAGAGGGAUCUGCGCCGUCGUCGUCAACAGCCCCUGCACCUGCCACGGCCGCGCCGCCGCCCAAGAAAAGGAAGAGCAAGGUAUCUACGGAUCCCGACGAGGAUCGUUCGUCGGACCCAACAGUAGGUGUCGGUAGCGUGGCGGCCGGCGGCCGGUACGACAACCUGGUCGGCAUGUUCUCCGGCAAGAACCAAAUACCUUGCGUCGGCAUCUCCUUCGGCGUCGACCGAAUCUUCUCGGUCACGAAGGCGCGGAUGGCAGCCGACAAGACCCACGACCAAGUGCGGAAUAACGAAGUUGACGUAUACGUCAUGGCGUUUGGCGGCAAGGGCUUCAACGGCCUCCUGAAAGAACGCAUGGCAGUCUGCGGGUCGCUGUGGGGAGCCGGUAUCAAGGCCGAGUUCAAUUACAAAGUUAAGCCGAGGCUACCCAAUCAAUUCAAGGCGGCCGAGGUGAACGGCGUCCCGUUUGCCGUCAUUCUGGGCGACGAGGAACUCGCGCAGGGCAAAGUUAAGAUUAAGGAGAUGGGCCUUCGCGACGACCACCCCGAAAAGGAGGGAGUGCUCGUCAACCUGAGCGACCUCGUCAACGAAGUCAAGCAGAGGCUGCAGCGGAAGCAGGAGCUGGACGAGAUGACGCGACGGGCCGAGGGUCUGAAAGUGGUGCACGGCAUCAAGGGUGACGGCGUGGCUGCUAGUACGCCUGGCGAGGUCGCGGCAGCUCCAGAGGCGUCCACGGAACCGGCGCCAACAGAACCUCCCGCGACGGAGGAAACCAAAGCCUGACGGAAUGAUGCAUUCGAUGCCUAGCGUGCGAGAUUGGCGCCCACUUAGGGUGCGCCAUGCAGGAAUUUCUGGUCAGAUCAUUCGCGUGAGAGGGCGCGAGAGUCAAGUCUAUCAGUACUACUAUACCAUCACAUUUGGCCGGGGGCAGCGGAGUCGAAAGAGGAAGAAAGCGGAGGAGAGACAAGAUAAAGUCAUUCACAACAACAAACCGAGUCCCCCCCCCCCCUUCCUCCCUGUAUAUCACGAUUCCACGCUUAGCUCCCUCACCAGCUGCGUGCGUAGGUACCUAAACCGUCGAAACGGGAACAUUCUACCACUACGCAUUAGUCUGACCGCUUUGACAUGUUCGUAGUAUAUCCCGAAGCUCCACUUAUG
This is a messenger RNA of Durotheca rogersii, 2421 nucleotides long. RefSeq lists its product as uncharacterized. Gene Ontology annotation, biological process: histidyl-tRNA aminoacylation; mitochondrial translation. The record is from RefSeq and is a predicted model, not a curated record. The coding region runs from base 226 to 2046 and encodes 606 amino acids. Lineage: Eukaryota; Fungi; Ascomycota; Sordariomycetes; Xylariales; Xylariaceae. Gene Ontology annotation, molecular function: histidine-tRNA ligase activity; ATP binding. Gene Ontology annotation, cellular component: mitochondrion. The transcript is spliced from 3 exons.